AUGCUUGCUUAAGGUUUAAAAAAAUCUCGUCAUUUACAAAAUUUAAUACUUUCCGGUUGUGAUCUUCAUCCUUAUUUAUUUAUGGAAAUUGCCUAUAGUUUGACUAUAAAUAAGAGUAUAAAAUACUUAGAUUUAUCUAGUUGUAAUUUAAAUUCAUUUAUGUUGAGUUAUUUAUUUAAAAGACUCUCUAAUAAUAAAAUAAUAUAAGAACUAAAUUUAUAUAAUAAUUAAAAUUUUACCUUCUAAACUAUUGAAAAUCUUAUUUAAUUUAUCCUUAGAAGCUAAUAGUCUAAAAGUUAAUUAAAAAAAUUAAAUUUAUCACAUUGUAAUAUUGAUAAUUUAUCACUUUCUUUGCUUUGUGCCUCUUUAGCCGAAAAUAGUACUUUAAUUUCUUUGAAUAUUUCACUUAUGGAAUUGAAUCCUUUAACAUUAAUCUGUUUAGCGAAAGGCCUCUCAGAAAAUAAUACAUUAAUCGAUUUAAAUAUUUCAUAUAAUAAAAUUAAAGAAAAUGGUUUGAAAUUUUUUGUAGAGAAUAUUACACCUUGGUCAGUUAGAAAUUUAAAAUAUUUAAAUAUAGAAGGAAAUUAAUUAAAUUCUUCUUAAUUAAUUUAAUAAUUAAUGUCCAAAUUUGAAAAAUCCAAAGUUAUUAACCUAUCUAAAAAUGGAAUAAAGAAAUUAGAUGAAAUAUUUACAGAAAUAAGCACUUAAACAAAUAAAUAAUUACAAUAAUUAAAAUUAUCUGGUAAUUCAUUAAAAGAUUUAACAAAAUUAAAUAUAUUUCAUACUUUAACACAUUUAGAUUUAAGUAAUAAUAAAAUAGGUUUUAAAGGUGCAAAUUAAAUAGCUUAAAUUCUUCGGUAGAAUCCUAAAUGGACACAUUUAUGUUUAGACCGAAACUACAUAAAAUCGGAAGGUUUUAACGUUAUAAUAUACGCCUUAAGGGAUAACUUAAACCUUAAUAGUCUAUCCAUUGCUUAUAAUAACCUAGAUGGCGAAAGUAUAAUAUGUAUAAUAGUAAAUCAUGAUGCUUUAUCAUUAGAACACUUAGAUAUAACUGGUAAUAGAAUCCAUUAUAGCAUAGUAUUUAUUUUUUUAAAAUUAAUGAACAACUGUCGCUUAAAGAGUAUUCGUUUUUGCGAUUUAGACAACGAUACUUUAGGUGAAUAUUCUCACGAAGCUAAAUUUUCUUUAAACUGUGAAUAUUUACAAGAACUUGAUUUUUCAGGAAAUGAGUAUAUUUCUUGUGCUGUAAUAUAUUCUUUAUAAGCUAGAUUUAAUAAACUAGAAAUAUUAAAUUUAAAAGGAUGCUCGCCUUUACAUGAAGAAGAUUUAAUAAAUUUAGGUCAUUUUAUAAAAAGAAAUGAUUAUUUAAGAAAUUUAAACUUGCGAGGUUUAAAAAUAGGAAAACUGAAAUAAAAAGUAAUUAAAAAUUUUGCUGAAAUUAUAAAAUAAAACACAAGUUUAAAAAAUAUUAAUUUAUCCAAAAAUAAACUAGCAUAUAAAGAAGAUAAUCUAUAAGAAAUUUUAACUAAUAUAGGAUAAAGUAGUAACCUAGAAAUUUUAGAUAUUUCUUAAAAUGGAAUUACACAAACUCAUAGACAGAUAGUUUAGAAAAUGCUUGUUGCUUGUAAAAAUUUGAAAUGUUUGAAAAUAGGAAAUAAUUAAAUUUAAUUAGAAAGUUUAAUUUGUUUAGAUUUUGAUGAUUAAUGGGACCUUUUCUUUAAAAACAAAUACUAAUAAUAAUAAUAAUAACAAUAAUAAUAGAAUAUAAACCUUUAAAAUGUAAAACUAAAAGCCGAUGAUUUAAGAGUUCUAGGUCGUUUAUUAUAUGAAGGCGAAGUAAUAUAAGAACUGGAUUUAUCUAAUAAUUUUGAUUUUAACAAUGUAAAUGCAGUUACUUAUAAUAAAUGUAAAUAUGUAAACACAUUAAAUUUAUGUAAAUAAUUUUUUAGAAAUUAAGAUUUUACUUCUUAUAUAUUUUAAAAUGGAUAAUAUUUGUAACAAAUAAUUAUAAAAAACUGUAUAUUUACUUACUAAUCUAUAAAUAAUUUUUAUUGUGCUUUAAAAUAAUUAAUAAAAUUUAAUUCUUUAAGAAUUUUCGAUGCUGAAAAUAUGUUAACAUUAUAAGAAAAUAUUUGUGAAUUAAUACCUAUUUUAGCAAGAUUUUAAAGCAUAGAAAUUCUUAAAUUAAAGCAUAUUCUUUUUAACGAAAAAUUUUGUAUAAACCUGAUGCAUUUACUUUAAAAUACAAAAGCUUUAAAAUUAAUUGACUUAAGUUAUAAUACAUUUUCCUAGAUUGAAUUUGAAUAUAUAUUGAAAGGUUUUUUAUAAAAUAAUAGUAUUCAUAAUUAUAUUUUAUAAUAACUAAAAAUUCCUUAAUAAUCUUUUGAAAAGCUAUUUUAGUGUUUAUAUGAAUAAGAAAAAAAGCAUUUUAAAUUUGCAGAUUUUUCCUCUAAUCUACUUUCAGAACGAGCCUUAAAAAAGCUUGGCGAAAUGAUCAAAAAUUCACAUUCUUUGAAAUUUUUUACUUUUGGUUAAUAACUAGUAAAUAAAAAUUCCAAAAGAAUCAGAAACAAAGAUGCUGAAAACAAAAGCACAAAUUAAAUUUUAGCAGAAUAAAUAUAAAACUCAUUCACUCCAAUCUAAAAUUUCGAAAUAUUUCUUAACUUAGCCUGCACAUCCAGAUCACUCCGUCAUCUCGAUUUAAAUGAUUGUAAUUUAAAAGAAGAUCAUAUUAAAAUUCUCGUCAAAAUAAUGUGUACAGGCGAUUGCUUUAUAAAAUCUUUAAACAUCCCGAACAAUUCUAUAAACGAAGAUGCUUCAAAGCAAAUAAGUUUUUUACUGCAAAACAACAAAUAUAUCUCUGAAUUAAAUAUAAGCAACUGUAAUCUAAGUACCAUAUCAUAUUAAUAUAUAUGCACAGGAAUUGAAUUAAGUCCCAAACUCCGAUGUUUGGAUGUUAGUAAUAAUAAAGAUGGGGAUUAAUUUUGUUAUCAUUUAAGUACUUCCUUUUCUAGAAAAGAUUUGAAAUCUAAUUUGAAAUUUUUAUUCAUUAAUAAUUUAAGUAUAGGCUAUUUGGGAAAUAACUAUUUAAAAUAAGUUUAUAAAUUUCAGACAAAUAUUUUUAUAAUAAAUAAUUGGUAAGGAAUAGAUAAUGAAUUAGCCACUUUUAUAAUUAAUUCUUAUGUCAAAAUAUAUGCUAAAUAUACUUUCAUUCCAGGACUAAUACCAAGCUAUUUAAGAAAAUUAAGUAUUACAGAAUCUUAUAUAGACGACAAUUUUUUGAUUGAUUUUGCAAAACAAUUCCAUUCAUUUAAACUUUUGAAAGAAAUAAAUUUAUCUAAUAACCCUAAAAUAACAUCUAUUGGUAAAAUCCAUCUUUUUAUAAAUUUAUUUGAUAUUCGUUCUGAUAAUUUACAUAUAUCAAAUAUUUAAAUAGACAAUAAGCAAUAAAUUGCUAAUUUACUUGAUUGUGGAAUAUUUUAGUAUUUUUUAUGGCAUUUAAAUAACAAAUACAAAAAUAUAAAAUUCAUCAAAAGUCUUUUUGCGAAAAUCAUAUGUAACGAAUAUUUAAAUAACACUCAAUUUUAAAUGAACUAUGGCUUUAAUAAUAACAUCCAAAAAUAGAAAAUACCUAAAAGUUAUAAUUUUGCUCUUUUUUUACAUCUUAUUUAAUUUAUAUUACCUUAUAUACCUCUUUUUGCCUUUUUUUUUUAAACAGACAUUUUUUCAAUUUAAAUAUAAAAUAUUUUUGCCCUAUCUACUAUUAUAUUUGCUUUUAUUGUAUCAGGUUUGGAAUUAAUUCUUGUAAACCUAGAAAAGAAAAAAACUACUCUUUUAUUUCAAAGUGACGUUUUUUAUUCGAAUAACUGGAAAAGAUAUUAAAAACUAUAAGGAUUAUAUCUCCUAACCUUCAGUUUUAUAGAAAGAUACGAUACGUUUGCUGAUAUACUCCUCACAGUUAAUUUUUUCGAGAAAAAAUUACAAACAUUAUGGGUAGUAUCCAUAAUAGUAGUAAUAUUUAAGUUUUUAUUUAAACUAAUAUUAUUCAUUUACUACAUUCAUAAACAAUACACAGUAUACAAAGGUGAAGAAUUAAGUUCUUGUCUAUAAAACAUAUAUAAAAUUACCGUUUCUUAAGGUUUUUAUUUAGCUGAAAAUUACACGAAUAUAUUUUCUCCUUCAGAUUCAAUAAAAAUAACUUCGAAAAUUUAAAUAAAUUUCAAAAGUUUUAUAUAUUUAAUUAUUUUCUUAUUUUAAACGGUUCCUUUGUUUGCACUAUAUGUAUUUUUUUUAAUUUCUUAUCCUCAACUCAGAAAUGCUUUAUAUGGUGUAACAAAAUCUUUAAUUUAAAUAUUCUUUUAUUUAUUUUCAGCACUUUUUUGUAAACCUUCUUAAAUCUCACAAAGUUAUUUCGACGAAGCUCUUAUUACUUGGUAAUGUAAAAAAACCUUGAUAAAUUUAAUAUAAGUGCUAAAAAAUAAAGCUAUUAAGAGUCACAAAUGUAAAGGAAUAAUUAUUCUAAUUUAAGAUGUUUACUUAAUAAUAAUUUCCUUAAAGACGAUAUUUAAAUUAGACCAACAACUAAGCCUUAUGAAUUAAGUUUUAUAAAUGAUUAAAAAAACUAAUAUGUAUAAAGACAAUAGUAAUUAUCAUUAUUUAUAUAAAUAUUAUUUACCUAUAUAUAUAUAUAAGUAUUAUUUAUAAUAUAUUUCUUUUAUUUGUAAAAUGAAGUGA
Molecule: messenger RNA, 4737 nt
Organism: Ichthyophthirius multifiliis
Lineage: Eukaryota; Ciliophora; Oligohymenophorea; Hymenostomatida
Product: leucine rich repeat protein
Exons: 3
Biological process (GO): activation of GTPase activity; nucleocytoplasmic transport
Cellular component (GO): nucleus; cytosol; perinuclear region of cytoplasm
Molecular function (GO): GTPase activator activity; small GTPase binding
Source: RefSeq, a predicted model, not a curated record